Messenger RNA from Rhizoctonia solani, 1059 nucleotides. Its product is annotated as phosphotransferase enzyme family protein. Bases 1 to 1059 code for a protein of 352 amino acids. The record is from RefSeq and is a predicted model, not a curated record. Lineage: Eukaryota; Fungi; Basidiomycota; Agaricomycetes; Cantharellales; Ceratobasidiaceae. The transcript is spliced from 3 exons.
AUGUCGGCGGACUAUGAUUUGACGACCCCCACUGGACUCACUGGAUACCUCUCCUCUACUCCUUAUGCUUGUACUUAUGUUGAUACCUUAUCUGGUGGAUGUCUUGGUUUUCUGUACCGAGUGACACUGAAGAGGCCUCUAAGGGAAACGGGGGAAAGAACCGUUGUUGUGAAGCACAGUGUUGGAUACGCAUCAACAACUGGUCCAGAGGGCCUGAGCUUGAAAGCUGAACGAAUGGACUUUGAAUAUAAUGCCCUCAAGUUGGUUUCUUCUAACCUUGCACUCUCCACUGUUGUUGGAGUACCACAUGUGCAUGCAUACGACCCUCGUACACAUACUCUCAUUAUGUCCGACCUGGCGCCUUUCCAGCUGCUAUCAAAUGCCCUUCAAGAGGGUGACGAUAAAGUAGUGUCCCGAAUUGGACGCGCGCUAGGAGAGUUCAUGGGUAGAUUUCACAAAUGGACUAGCCUACCAGAGCACGCGGAUACUAGGAAGAGAUUUCUGGAGAACGAGGCAAGCCGAGAAGACUUGCUUGACUAUCGAUGGAAACUUGCGAUUUCAGGGGCUAAAAGAUAUGGGCUGGGGCACGAUUGGAUGGCAGAGAUGCGGGAUGAGGGGAUGAGGGACGCCAAGUUGGGUGGCCCGGUCGUCUGCAUGGGUGACUUCUGGUGCAGCAACAUACUCGUCUCUACUGGUGGUGAUCUGAAAUUGUAUAUUAUCGACUGGGAAACCGCACGUACCGCCCGGCCUGAGUUUGACCUGGCUCAGUUGGUUAAGGAUGCCUAUACGCUCUCUCACGUCCGCAGGCCCAUGCCAUUCAUGCGCGAGUUCUUCAAAGCCUACACGACACAUAUGCAUUUGGACAAGGCUCAUUUGGCAUUAAAUGUUGGGCGGGACUUAUUAAGCUUUGGGAUUGAUGCAUCCUGGCUCCUGCAUAGUGACGGUGACGUCAAACGGUCAAUUGCACAAACAGGACUCGAAUUACUCGAGGCGGCCCGGACGGGUGACAAAAAAGCGCUCUCGAGGAAUCCGGCUCUUGCCGACAUGUAUCGAAUCUGA